Myxocyprinus asiaticus (Chinese sucker) is the source of this 4038-nucleotide messenger RNA. RefSeq names its product tyrosine-protein phosphatase non-receptor type 12-like. Gene Ontology annotation, cellular component: cytoplasm; nucleus. The transcript has 18 exons. NCBI's taxonomy places the organism in Eukaryota, Metazoa, Chordata, Actinopteri, Cypriniformes, Catostomidae. Gene Ontology annotation, molecular function: non-membrane spanning protein tyrosine phosphatase activity. The record is from RefSeq and is a predicted model, not a curated record. Gene Ontology annotation, biological process: peptidyl-tyrosine dephosphorylation. Bases 260 to 2356 code for a protein of 698 amino acids.
UGUGAAUGUGGCAGCCGCAGGGAGGGGCGCACGCUGUUUAUUUGAUUAUUAAACGGUUUUCUGGGUGAAAAUAAAAGUUUAUUUACAGCUGCGAGUAUUCAGCAUCUGCACAGCGAGACAUACAAAUUACGGCUGUCUUUUCUUUUUAUGUGGUUUAAUCGCAGGACGGAUGAACUUUGAGCCAUAAAAACGUUGGAAUAAUUGCCGAAAGACUUUUUUCCUGAAUCAUAUUUAAAUGUAUUUAUUGUGUUGUGGAUGAAUGAAUCGUCCCGUUGGGAUGGAGCAGGUGAAUAUUCUCAAGAGAUUCAUUGAAGCCGUGAAAAGCGAAGAACAGAAGGGAGCAGAUAACUUCAGCUCGGACUUUAUGCGAUUGCGCCGAUUAUCAACCAAAUAUAGAACAGAGAAAAUCUACCCGACUAAUGUUGGUGAGCAGGAGGAGAAUGUGAAGAAAAACAGAUAUAAAGACAUUCUACCAUUUGAUCACAGUCGUGUGAAGGUGACGUUAAAAACAUCCAAACAGGACAGUGAUUACAUCAAUGCCAACUUCAUCAAGGGUAUAGACGGUCCAGAGGCUUAUAUCGCCACUCAGGGGCCACUGCCGAACACAGUGCUGGAUUUCUGGAGGAUGAUCUGGCAAUACAAGAUCACGGUCAUUGUGAUGGCGUGUCGGGAGUUUGAGAUGGGUCGGAAAAAGUGUGAGCGCUAUUUUCCUUUGUUUGAAGACGAGCCCGUGAUGUUUGGACCCUUCACCAUCUCCUGUGAGUCGGAACAACCACGGACGGAUUAUUUCAUCCGCACACUCACAGUGGAGUUUGAUCAUGAAUCUCGACGAGUGACACAGUUUCAUUAUGUGAACUGGCCGGAUCACGAUGUGCCGUCAUCGUUUGAUUCUAUACUGGACAUGAUCGCUCUGAUGCAGGAAUAUCAGGAACACGACGACGUUCCCAUCUGUGUGCACUGCAGUGCGGGCUGCGGCCGAACAGGUGCGAUCUGUGCUAUAGACUACACGUGGAACUUACUGAAAGCUGGGAGAAUUCCAGAAGAUUUUAAUGUUUUCCAGUUGAUUCAGGAGAUGAGAACACAACGCCAUUCUGCAGUUCAGACCAAAGAGCAGUAUGAGUUGGUUCAUCGAGCGAUCACGCAGCUCUUUGAGAAACAGCUGAUGAUUUUAGAGAGUCCAAUAAACUCUGAGAUCACAGAUGGGAUGGAAGAGGGCAGCCCGGAAAAACCCAGCCAGAACUCUGACGAGGAAAGAUGGGACACGCCCCCUCCAAAACCGCCCCGUAUCCGCAGUCAUCAGGUCGAGGGUGACGUGAUGGAGGAGAUUUUACAGCCACCCGAGCCACACCCCGUUCCCCCGAUCCUCACCCCCUCACCACCCUCAGUGUUUCCAACGGUUACGAAUGUGCGUCAAGACAAUGACCGGUACCACCCCAAACCCAUCCUGCAUGUGCUGGCAUCCAGUCAGAACCCAGACCUCAACGAGAACUACAACAAACCUGGAGAUGACGCCUCAGCCCCACCCACCCUCUUGACGGAGCCGUUCUUCCCCAGCGACGGGCUGGACAAGCGUUUGGAGCGCAAACUGAGCAUUGAGAUCAUGAAAGUGCCGCGUCAGGAGGGACCGCGGAGCUUCGAGGGCAACAGCGCGCUGCAGCGCUCACACGGGUUCAAACGCUCUAACACCAGCAGCAGCUCCACGUCAGAGGAAUCGGAUGACCUGCCGCGACCCGAUCACCUGCCGCUGAGAGGCGUGAAGGGUCACGCCACCUGGGCCACGUCCAAUACUGGCAGAUCGAGCUCGCCAGCCGAGCGCACCGUUAGCCCCGCCCCCUCCUCCAUCAAAUGUGCUCUGAGCUUCACAAACCCGCUGCAUUCAGACUUCACUGACGCGCAGGGAGACGACAGCCGCAGCACUAUCUUCACAAUGACCAGCACUGUUUCCACAGUGCAUCAGAGCGAUCUGCCCCUCCGCAGGGUCACACCAAUGUCCAUCGGCGAGCAAAACCUGACAACAGAAACGUCAAACUGUGACAUCAGUGAAGAUUCACCCCCCCCACUUCCUGUGAGAACACCCGAGUCUUUCCUCCUGGCCGCAGAUGUGAAGGUGUCUACAGAUGAUAUUGCAGAAGAACCUUCAUUACAGACAACUGCAGACACACAAACCUCUGCUAGUCCUCCAAAGAGCGAUGCGGAGCAGAAGAGCGGAAAGAGUCCAGAUUCACUGUCAGUAGCCACACCCCCUGAUGGACUGAUGGACAAGAGAAAAGAGAAUAAAGGCGCCGCCCAAAUCGGAUUCGGCAGCCGCUGUUCACAUCCCAAAGGCCCCCGAGACCCCCCGUCUGAGUGGACGUGACUGCAGUCGCCCACACAAUCGUUUGCACCUCUUCUUCUGUCGUAAGUGCGGCUGUAGACGGUCGAUGAAGACUCUGCACCAUCGUCUGACUAACACAAUCAGUAACGCUACAAAGAUAAUCUCCCAUGAUGCAGCUGUUGGCCUGCCGCUGCUGUGGACUCGCUGGUGUUAAACCGUCUGCUGGACCAGAAACUUGCCUUACUGCGCUGUGAUUGGACCAGAUUUACUCUGUGACUGUCACUGAAGGUGAAGCCAUUCAGCAUCUUUUGUAAUAGGGUUACACCUUAACAACUAGAGCUGUACGCACGGGACCAGAGAACACGCCAUCAUCUUCAUGACUGUAUCUGCAUUCUUUCAUACGUGUACAGCGCGAGCAGUAAAUAAUGAUGCAAACGUACUAUCACGAAAUAUAUUAAUAACAUGCAUGAAACCUGUCACAUGUACCUCAAACCGUAAAUUAUUUGCCCUUCUGUUAGAACAAAUGAUUUCAGGGUUGUAUUUUUUUUUAUUUGUUUUCUACCAUUUUUACAAUGUGCCAUUCAUUCUUGUCUUUGGUUUCAUUUCAUCAGGUUUAUUUCUCCAAAGGCUGGUGUGAAUCAGCUUGAGAUUGUAAUAAUGUUUUUGUAAAUUCUAUUCUAGAGGUUAUUUUUGUAUAUGCCAUUUUCUCACUUUACAAACGCUGCCCUGACCAAUUUCAUCUGUGCCUUUUUUUAGUGCGUGUGUGUGAGCGCGCGCGUUUUUGUGUGUGUGUGAGCGCGCGCGCGUGUUUGUGCGUGUGUGUUUGCGUGUGUGCGUGUUUGUGGGUAUUUGUGUGUAUUUGUGCGUGUUUGUGAGUAUGUGUGUGCGCGCGUGUGUGUUUGCGUGUGCAUGUGUGCGAGUGUGCGUUGUGUGCAUGUGUGUGUUCGUGUGUGUGCGUAUGUUUGUUUGUGGGUGGCGUGUGUAUGUGUGCAAGUGUGCGUUGUGUUCGUGUGUGUGCGUGUUUGUUUGUGUGCGUGUGUGUUUGCGUGUGUACGUGUGCGAGUGCAUGUGUGCGUUGUGUGCAUGUGCGUGUUUGUUUGCGUGCGUGCGUGUGUUUGUGGGUAUUUGUGUGUAUUUGUGCGUGUUUGUGAGUAUGUGUGUGCGCGCGUGUGUUUGUGUGUGUGUUUGCGUGUGUAUGUGUGCGAAGAUGCGUUGUGUGCAUGUGUGUGUUCGUGUGUGUGCGCGUAUGUUUGUGUGUGGCGUGUGCAAGUGUGCGUUGUGUUCGUGUGUGUGCGUGUUUGUUUGUGUGCGAGUGCAUGUUUGCGUUGUGUGCAUGUGCGUGUUUGUUUGUGUGUGUGUUUAAGUGUUGUGUGUUUGCGUGUGUUGUGUGUCUGUGUGUGUCUGUGUGUGUGUGUGUGUGUGUGUGUGUGUCAGAUCAAUUAUAUUUAUUGGCGCGUUUCAGUGUAACGCCUCAGACAGACUGUCGCGUCUGCAGGUGAAAUGACAGUCUGCACUCACACACACUCGGUGUCAGUGUCCAGUAAUGUGUGAAUAUGAAAACAGUGUUUGUAUUUAAGUGAUAUUACUCAGAAAUCUAGUGCUACACUACUGCAGCAAUGUUUCAUUUGUCACAAAUGACCAUCUGCUGAUGAAUAAGCUGCAGCACUCAAACUGUAAUAAAUUCAAUUUCUACAAUACAGCAAUAAAAGUCUAUUUGACUACCA